UUGAACCUGUCAACAAGUUGUUCCCCUGUCAACAAAAAAGUUGUCUCGCGAGUAUUCAAUGGCGUCUUAUAAGUCAUUUUUUCUUUAAACUGUGAGUCAAAAAUCUCCGAAGUGAAAGCUCCUGUGAAGACUAGAAGUGUAACUGUAGCGCACGCACACACACAAAAGUAAGGUAAUGUCGGCAUUGGACAGGCCAGCGACAGAGCUGACAGUAUUGGACGUGUAUGACAUCGCAGCGGUGCUAGCUCAGGAGUUCGAGCGGACCAUCGACAGGUUCGGCUGUGAGGCUCUGGUCGGUGUGGUGCCGAAGGUGGUGCGCGUUCUCGAGCUGCUGGAGAAGCUGGUGAGCCGCGGAGCCACUGGGCAGGAGGCCGACGACGAGCUGCAGAGGGAGUUGCUCAGUCUGCGGAAGGAGCGCGGCGACAGGCACGCUCAGGAGAGGAAGCACCACCAGGAGCUGGAGCAGGUGGAGGACGUGUGGCGAGCAGAGGUGCAGGAGCUUCUCUCGCAGAUCGCUCGGCUUCAGGCGGAGAACAAGAAGCUUCUAGUGAGCCUCUCGCACAAUGACUCUCCAGUCGCUGAGGAAGACCUGCAGAGGCAAGAGGGGACGUCAGAGAAGGAAAGGGAAGUGACGAAGAAGCUGAAAGACGUGGUGGACAAACAGCGGGAUGAAAUCCGGAGUAAAGACCACGAGCUGACUCUAAGAAAUGACGACAUCGAGGCGCUCCAGACGCAGCAGCAUCGCCUGAUCAGGAUCAACCAAGAUCUACGUCACAGGUUGGGUGUGAUGGAGGCGCAGAGCAAGGCGGUCAUGCAGCAGCGGGCUCAGCUGGAGGUGGCGGCGCAGGCCCGUCAGCAGGAGCUGCUCGCACUGCAGGUGGAGGCGAGGCGUCUGAGGAAGGAGCUGCAAGAGUGGGAGCUGGAGAGAGAGGUGGUCAAGAUGGAGAAGAGCUGCUUUUCCUCUCCCUGUGUCUCCACAUUGUCUACAUCGCCACGGUCGACCGACGCGGCGCCGUCCAACGACUCCGUGAAGCCGAGUUCGGUGUGGGUGGAGUGUGGAGGAGAUCCUGGCUGCUUGGGGAUUCACCCCAGCUCCUCCUCCAUCAUGAGCGCAACUAGUGGAGAAAUGAAUGGCAGCAUGAGCGACGGAGAGGAGGACGUGUCGGCACUGUUACUGGAGGGGACCAGCAGUCUGGAGCAGGAGUCAGACCAAGCUCCAUGCUUCACCCUGCAGGAGCUUCGUGAUGUCCUGUACGAGAGAAAUGAACUCAAGUCUCAAGUGUUCCUCCUGAAGGAAGAACUGGCCUAUUAUAAAAGUGAGGAGUUUGAGGUGGAUGCGCUUGUUGGUGCUUCAUCUUCGCCUUCACCUUCUCCACCAUGCGAUGCCUCCUCUGAUCAGCCUGAAUCAGGAAUUCGACGCCUGAUCUUCACUGCCAUCAUGCCCAUGGUUGCGGCUGGUUUAAUCGCAGACGAUCCCACAUUGUUGCCCAUCCGGCGCCUUGUUUCUUUAGUAUGACCUUACGUUUUUAAAUCAUUCUCUUAAAAUGUUUAUUUUUACAUAGCUGCCGCAAAGCCAAACGAAUGUACCAUAAGAGGUAUGUGAUGCACAUUUUAAGCAAAUAUGGGUUUAUAUGUUGGACAGUCUUAUGUCGUCAUGGCAUCAUCAUAUGUCAUCAUUAUGUCACCAUUAUGUCAUCUUAUCUGUUGCUAUCGAGACACUUAAUGAACAAUAAGGGAGCUUUUGUCCAAGUAUGUCGAGAAUUUUAGCGCAAUUGUUUUGCAUUUUUAACUCUUGGCUCUUAAAUGAACGAAAGACGUGCUUGCUCUGCUUUAAAUGAAGCCAAAUACCAAAAAAAUGUGUAAGUAUUCACAGUAAUUGUUGGAGGGCUACACCAGUGGUCCCCAGCCUUUUUUGACCCACGGACCAGCUUGUGUUCCCACAAAUCUCCCGCG
Molecule: messenger RNA, 1953 nt
Organism: Dunckerocampus dactyliophorus (ringed pipefish)
Lineage: Eukaryota; Metazoa; Chordata; Actinopteri; Syngnathiformes; Syngnathidae
Product: RILP-like protein 1
Exons: 8
Coding region: 176-1516 (446 amino acids)
Biological process (GO): cilium assembly
Cellular component (GO): ciliary basal body; cytoplasm
Molecular function (GO): protein dimerization activity
Source: RefSeq, a predicted model, not a curated record